Molecule: messenger RNA, 1539 nt
Organism: Aspergillus niger
Lineage: Eukaryota; Fungi; Ascomycota; Eurotiomycetes; Eurotiales; Aspergillaceae
Exons: 11
Biological process (GO): actin cytoskeleton organization; barbed-end actin filament capping; peroxisome fission
Cellular component (GO): F-actin capping protein complex; actin cortical patch; peroxisomal membrane
Molecular function (GO): actin filament binding
Source: RefSeq, a predicted model, not a curated record
AUGGCUUCCACUAUCGAACUCGCAUCCUCCUUCAUCGAGGGUGCCCCGCCCGGUGAGCUCGCAGAUGUCGUCGCAGACGUCAAGGCUCUCACCUCCGACGGUCCCGACAUUAUCCCCUCCCUCGCCCCCGCCUUUGAGCGCUACAAUGAGACACAACUGGCGACCGUGAAGCUUCCCGGCGCAAGCCAGGAGGUUCUGAUCAGCGAAUACAACAAACUUGAGGGAAACCGGUAUUUCGAUGUGGAAAGUCAGACGUCGUUCGAGGUGGAUCAUGUCACGCAGGAAGCAUCGGCAGCACAGUCGUACGUUCUGGAGUCGCAGAAUGCGGAUUUGAUGUACGCUCCCUUCCCUCGUCGCAGCAAAUCUCUCCUUAAGUCCCUCUCCGCACACGCCACCGAACACUACCGUACCUGCAGUUACGGCGUGUACCCCAUCGAGGAUGACACUGCCGUGGCCAUUGUCCUCGUUGCUAACCGCUACUCGCCUAAUAACUUCUGGAACGGUCGCUUCCGCGCCAUCUACACCCUCCCCGUGAACUCCUCUUCGGCCACCAUCUCCGGCCAGAUCAAGGUCGAUGUGCACUACUAUGAAGACGGCAACGUGGCCCUCAACACCACCAAGCCGGUGAACCUGUCGGUGCAAUCCGUGGAUGCUAGUGCCAUCAUUUCGCGGAUCGCCGCGGCGGAACGGGAUUACCAGGAGGAAUUGAACCGGGCGUUUGUUAGCACGGCAGAGGGAGUAUUCAAGGGGCUGCGGAGACAAUUGCCGAUCACACGGCAGAAGGUUGAGUGGGAGAAGGUCGGAGGAUACCGGCUGGGACAGGAUAUUGCGGGAGGUCGCGGAUACCGAGCCGAUAUCGCGUACCCGCUAGCCAGCCCCUUGGCAGACAUAUACCCCCUCAAAGCAAUAGAAAGAAAUCAGAAUGCUAGACCAUUUAUACCGCUUCACGCGAACCACCCCAGGUCUCGAAAAGACCCUCCGCCUCGUCCAAUCCGUCUGUGUGCUGGCCCUGCAAAUACCCACUCUGGAAAAAGAAUCCAUUUCGCGGUUCAACAUCGCCAAGACACACGAGACGCUUCCUCCGGUUCUUCAACUUCAUCGACUGCUUCAAUCGAGCAUUUGCCUUGCUGGGGGGAUUUGACUCUCGUAUGUACUCCCUUCCCUUCAUAUUCCAAGACAUACAAUGAUACUAAAGUGUCAUGCAAGUUACACGCAACAUCCAUCUAUCCAAACCCAUAUAAUGCAGCCAUAUUGACAGAAGCGAAUAAGUUCUGGUUCUAUGCGCUGGGGUUCUCUAUACUGGGAGCUGCUAAUGAUAUACUCUUUUCUUCGGCGUCGUCUACGUCUAAGACGAAGGAUGAGAAGAAGCCAGCUCCUUCUAUCAGCCGCUUCUCGCUUCUGAAGAAAAUGCUCUGUGUUGAUGCAUGUGAUAUGCUCAUUCCUGGGACCUUCCUGGGAUGGAUUGAAAUGGGCCAGUUGGGGGUGGGGAUUGGGAUGGUGGUUAGUACCCUUGUUUCGGGGUGGGAUAUGUGGAAUGCU